Messenger RNA from Siniperca chuatsi (mandarin fish), 925 nucleotides. RefSeq names its product apolipoprotein O, a (gene apooa). Bases 77 to 670 code for a protein of 197 amino acids. NCBI's taxonomy places the organism in Eukaryota, Metazoa, Chordata, Actinopteri, Centrarchiformes, Sinipercidae. The transcript has a single exon. Gene Ontology annotation, biological process: cristae formation. Gene Ontology annotation, cellular component: MICOS complex. The record is from RefSeq and is a predicted model, not a curated record.
UAAGACGGAUUAUCGCUUCGAGUAACAGUCAUGUCCCUCCUCAGACACCGUAGUGAAUGCAUGGCCCGCAGGGAUCAUGUUGAAGGUGACAGGUAGUGCCAUGCCGGGAGCUCUGAGUUUGCUGCCGAUCACCGUGUUAGCUGCUGCCGGAGACGGGGAGAAAGAGGCGGCCGCCCCGUUACACCGGGAUGAACUGUCUUUAUACACCGCUCCUCAGCAGAAGGCUCGGUAUGCGGAGCCUGAAGCCGGUCAGCUGGAGCAGAGUGUCGCCUCCCUCAGGAAGUUAGUAGAGCCGUACACGGAUUGGUACCAGGGCGCCUAUAACAAAAUCAAACCCAAAGUUCAACGUGUCGUCCGGUUUGGGAAUGACACCUACGCCUACUUGAAGAACCCGCCGAAGGACUUCUAUCCCCGGGCAGGAGUUAUCGGCUUCACCGGUGUCCUGGGGCUGUUUCUUGCCAGAGGUUCCAGGAUUAAAAGGCUCGUCUACCCGGCGGGCCUGGUGGCCGUGAGCGCCUCCCUCUACUACCCGGAACAGGCUGUGGCCAUCGCAAAGUCAACCGGAGACUCUGUAUACGACCGUGCGGUGCAGAGCUACGCUGCCGUGGAGAAGAUGGUGAAGCCUCAGUGCAAAGCUGAAAAGGGCGCCGACUCAGACACGAAACCCUGAGGAUCCCAGUGUGAAUGUGCAACAACUCAGCAAUAUGAAAUCAGCAGCCUUUUCCUGAUACUGUAGAUUGACAUGUGCUACCUAGACGGGCUCUAAUGUGUGACUUUCUCAUGCCCACUUUUUUGCACUAAGCUUCAUCUCAGGCCGGGCAUGGCCUGUCACAAGGGGUUUGCUACUUGACUUGAUUUACUUCUGCUUCUGAUUUGAAUGUAUAUUUAUGUAGAGAAUUAAUAAAAAUCAACUGUUACAUUAAAA